This is a messenger RNA of Entrophospora candida, 780 nucleotides long. Lineage: Eukaryota; Fungi; Glomeromycota; Glomeromycetes; Entrophosporales; Entrophosporaceae. The record is from the annotation of a GenBank genome assembly.
AUGGCAAUUUAUCAUAAUCCAUUUGGUGACGAACUUCCAAAUGCAACAAAAGUAUACAAGUUAUCAAAACAAGAAUACGAUACUUUGUUGGAGGCUAUAAAAAUUGGGUCAUUUGUUGGUUUUGUUGCUGGUGCUCGCAUAAAAAAAUUUAGGCCUGGUGCAACGAUAUUAACAUGUUUUGUAACUACGCUGAUUGGGUCUACUAUUGGAAGUGUCAAUGGAACGGUUGUAGGUUAUAGAACUAUACAAACAUUACCAAAUAAACAGAAUGUUUAUACGAUAAUAAGAGAUUUACACCAAGAAAUGUUAAAGAUGAAAUUACCACAACAUAGCAAGAUCAAAUUAGAAAAGGAAAAGACAGAUCAAGCUACUAAUGAUGGUAACAAUGAUAAAUAUAAUCAACCUGACAUUUUAAAUACCACUUUAUCAGGAAGUUAUGCUGAAAUUGAAAAUAAUGAUUGGAAUAAAACUGAGUCCACAAAUUCAAAACCACUAUCUUCAUGGGAUAGAAUUCGUGAAAAGGUUAAAUUAGAACAACAGAAAGCAAAACAUAAACAGAAUAUAAAUAAUAAUACAACAGAAAAUCUUAAUAAUGAUAACUUAUUUUCAAGUUUUCAAAAAUCAUAUACAUACAAAGAUGAUAAUAACAAUAAUGAUUAUGAUUAUGAUAGUAAUGAUAAUGUGAAAAAAAAUCAACAUUAUUUUCCAAGAACAACUGAAGAAUUUAAUAAAACUGGAAAUAAAAAUAUCAAAAGGAAUGAAUACGGUGACAUUAUAUAA